AGACCGACCAGGCGUUUGGGGGCUUUGAAGAAGGCGCGGGUGUUUCACAACCUGCCAGCGCGCCACUGCGCUCCACUUGUUGCUCCUGUAGCCCUGCGCUGCCCGUUGCCAUGCAAAUCCUCUUUGGGGGCCAAUCACGUGUCGUUGAAGGGCCACGUGGAGUGACAAAGCUGAUCUGUCGUCCUCCCCUCACCCACCCCUAGUCUGCAGGGGCAAAAUACCCUGUACGUACACACAUUUUAAGAAAACCUUAUCUUUAAUGCAUGUCUUCUCCUAAAGCUGCUUUCCCUAAUCCUAUGGAACCAGGCCGGCCAUGAAUAUCGCCCCCCCCCCCACGCCUUAGAAAUGAUCGCUUUAUAAACCGCCUCUUGGAAGUUGGGGUUCCGCAAUCCACCUGGGCCACUUGAGUAGAGACCGCGGGUGCCUUCUGCUAGCUUUUCCCCACCGGCUUCUUGCCACGAUGUCUUCAAAACUUAAGGAACGGAAAAAGAUCCCCAUUUCGCACAAAGUGAUCGAAAAGAGGAGGCGGGACCGGAUCAACCGCUGUCUUACCGAGCUCGGGAAAACCGUGCCCAUGGCUUUGGCCAAGCAGAGUUCCGGCAAGCUAGAGAAAGCGGAGAUCCUGGAGAUGACGGUGCAGUACCUGAGGGCCCUGCACUCCGCGGAUUUCCCUCGGGGAAGAGAAAAAGCAGAACUUCUAGCUGAAUUUGCCAACUACUUUUAUUAUGGCUAUCAUGAAUGCAUGAAGAACCUUGUCCACUACCUGACCACAGUAGAGAGGAUGGAGACCAAAGAUACCAAGUAUGCCCGGAUCCUGGCUUUCUUGCAAUCCAAAGCUCACUUUAUCAAGGAACCUAUCUUUACCUCACUGGGAUCUCUUCCAGAGCCAGACUUUUCCUACCAGUUUCCCCCAGCUCCAGACUGCUUGGGUCAAGGCACUAAUGACCCUGUUUUCUCACAGGGGUCUGGGCAUGGUCACUUCUCCUGGCAUGGCUCCACCAGAAAUCCCACCAUUCCUUACAUUCCCAAUACUGCUAUGCCCCUCACUAGUCCAGGACAGCAGCGCAACCCUUUCUUGCCAUCAGUACAAAGUCUGGACCGCCACUACCUCAACCUGUUUGGCCAUUCACACCCCAACACAUUUAGCCUGCCUCCUGGCCAACAUCCAUCUGUGUUGUAGCCUACAUCUGGGAUGUCCAGUUUGUUAUCAAAAGAGGGCUCCCAUGUCUUUCAUGGCUGAACAGAGAACUGGAGGGCUUGUUCUGACAUGUUAUUCCUGAAGGCAAAGAACAUCUUUAAGCCCAUUAGUUAUCUGAAGAGAAUAUAUUACCUUGCACCACAAAGGUCCUCCCGUAACUGUAGACAGACAUGUAACUAAUGGUGGGGAAAGAAUAAAGAUGAACUGCUGGGAGAAGAA
Messenger RNA from Candoia aspera, 1417 nucleotides. It is a transcript of the gene HELT, whose product is annotated as helt bHLH transcription factor. The transcript has 4 exons. NCBI's taxonomy places the organism in Eukaryota, Metazoa, Chordata, Lepidosauria, Squamata, Candoiidae. The record is from RefSeq and is a predicted model, not a curated record. Bases 461 to 1180 code for a protein of 239 amino acids. Gene Ontology annotation, cellular component: nucleus. Gene Ontology annotation, biological process: anterior/posterior pattern specification; regulation of transcription by RNA polymerase II; regulation of neurogenesis. Gene Ontology annotation, molecular function: RNA polymerase II cis-regulatory region sequence-specific DNA binding; protein dimerization activity; DNA-binding transcription factor activity, RNA polymerase II-specific.